AUGCAAAGUAGCGCAAUCUGCAUUUGUGCUAUACUUAUAGUUUACAUGUUGAAGCCACUCAUAUUCUUUUCACCAUUUACCGCUCACGUCGGUGUUGUUAUAAAGAGCCUCGAAGAGCAAAAAAAUCUCUCUCAAGUUUGCGAUGAAUCAGACAAAACUGGAAAUUGGUUCAUCUACUGCAGCGGUAAUAUACUAGCUGCGAUGAACCUACACCAGCUGGAAUUAGAUUCAAAAACAUUUGUCGAUCGACCGCUGAAGGCUGAUCCAAAAGUUGUUCGAGAUGAAUUCCUUAAAAAGUUUGGAGGACAAACGGUGGAAAAUAUUAAUUCGCAGGAGCUGCUAGCUUUCCGUGAACGUUACUUUGACAAAGAAGGGCAAGAAUUGGAGAAAUGUAAUAUUCCGGGAUGGCAAGAAUUGCCACCCAAAAUUGCUCGGAUAAGGGAUGAAACUCUGAAACAUUUUGCAAUAUUUUUGAAUAAAAGAUGGAAAGACCUCUGUAGACAGGUUAAACCAAUCAAACAUCCACAACGACAUUCAUUGAUCGUAGUACCCGAAUCAUUCAUCGUGCCAGGCGGUCGAUUCAGAGAAUUUUACUAUUGGGAUGCAUAUUGGAUUGUUAAGGGUUUGAUUGCCAGCAACCUUUACAAAAUGGUUAAAAAUAUGCUGACAAACUUCUUGCAUUGCGUUAAAAAAUUCGGAUUUAUGCCGAAUGGUGGACGCGUUUAUUAUUUAAGACGUUCACAGCCACCAUUCUUGAUUCCAAUGGUAUAUGAAUAUUACAAGGUUACCAAAGAUACCAAAUUUAUAAAGGAAAAUUUCAAUUAUCUUGUGAAAGAGUUUGAAUUUUGGAUUAAAAAUAGGUCACUGAUAGUACAGAAGUAUGGACAAAAUUUUACAGUAUAUCAAUAUCGUACUGUAUCAAACGUACCUCGUCCAGAAUCAUAUCGAGUUGACGUUGAAGCUGCAGUAAAAGUCAAACAGGAAGAUAGGCAAAAAUUUUUUCAGGACCUUGCGUCAGCGGCUGAAUCAGGUUGGGACUUUUCGUCUCGAUGGUUUAAAGAUCGGCAGACGAUGCAAUCCAUCGAAACAACCAAUGUGGUACCAGUGGAUCUGAAUGCAUUACUUUGCUGGAAUGCCAAUAUCCUUAAAUAUUUAGCAAGCAUAACAGGUGAUAAGAAAAAAGUAGCAGAAUUCGAGAGUAAAAAAGAGAGUAUUUCGGAAGCCUUAAAUGCUGUGUUUUACAAUAACACUGAAAAGUCUUGGUUCGACUAUAACUUGCGCACCAAAUCUCACAAUGUCAUUUUUUAUCCAUCCAAUGUGAUGCCUCUAUUCACGCAAUGCUAUUCAGAAAUAGAAUACGAGAAACCAGCUGAUAUCGUUAAUUUUAUGGACCGAUCAAAUCUUUUUGGCUAUCAGAAUGGUGUGCCUACAAGUCUUGAAACAAGUAGUGGAGAGAAAUGGGAUUUUCCGAAUGGGUGGGCCCCUUUGCAACAUAUAAUUAUUGAAGGAAUGCGAAAAUCCAACAAUCCUGAUGUCCAAGAAUUGGCAUAUAAAUUGGCAAAAAAGUGGGUGUUGGCCAAUUAUCGCGUUUAUCAAGCCACAAAUCAAAUGUGGGACAAGAUUGAUAUUAUUGGAACAGUUCCUAAACCUGGAAGUGGCGGCGAAUAUAACGUACAAGAUGGUUUUGGUUGGACAAAUGGUGUUAUCCUCGAUCUUCUUGCUACUUACUAUGAUCGAAUGAGUGUCCCAAAAACAAGUCAAAAAGAAAAUUCUGCAUCAAUGUUCAAAAUCACUCCGGAUCAUAUCAGGACAUUGUAA
This is a messenger RNA of Loa loa (African eye worm), 1818 nucleotides long. RefSeq names its product trehalase. NCBI's taxonomy places the organism in Eukaryota, Metazoa, Nematoda, Chromadorea, Rhabditida, Onchocercidae. Gene Ontology annotation, molecular function: alpha,alpha-trehalase activity. Bases 1 to 1818 code for a protein of 605 amino acids. The transcript has 13 exons. The record is from RefSeq and is a predicted model, not a curated record. Gene Ontology annotation, biological process: trehalose catabolic process.